AUGAAAUUGGAAAUGCAUGUUCUUAUUAUUGUUCAUCUUUCUAGUUUUGAUAUUUCUUCAUUUCCUCACUUCCUUUAUUGGAGGAAAGAUAAAAAAAAAAUAAAAAUCAUUCCUUCCGGCGGCCCUAUCCUUUUCACUCUUCCCAGGUCUGUCUGUUUAUCUAUCUAUCUAUCUAUCUAUCUAUCUAUCUAUCUAUCUAUCUAUCUAUCUAUCUAUCUAUCUAUGUUCCUUUUUAUCUAUCUAUCUAUCUAUCUAUCUAUCUAUCUAUCUAUCUAUCUAUCUAUCUAUCUAUUCUUUUUAUUUAUCAGUGCGAAAUGUUUCAUUGAUCCAUUUCUUUUUCGUUGUCUCGUUGUUUUUUUUUAUUUUUUGUCGUAUUUUUUUCUUUCUUUUCUUUCCUAUCUUCUUAUAAUUUGUUUUAUCUCCUUCUCUAUUUUGCUUCUCCUAGAUUUUCUUUUCAUUCUUUCUUCUAGUUGUCUUCAUAUUUUCAAAUUUCUUCUUAUUUUUUCUUCUCUUUCCGUAUUUAUUUUAUUUUUUUUUGGUUUCUCACCACUGGCAACCUGUUAUUGUCAGUUUUCCUCUCUUUUGCCAAGGUCUCUCUCUAUUUCUCUCUCUUUUCCUUCGUCGUUCUGCUUUAGGAAGGGGUUUCCGGUACUCUCUCUCUCUCUCUCUCUCUCUCUCUCUCUCUCUGGCCUCAGUAUCUCCAGUUGCCUUGAUCUAUCCACUACUCUUCUCCUCAUCCUUUCUUCUAUCACUCCUAUCUGA
Molecule: messenger RNA, 762 nt
Organism: Acanthosepion pharaonis
Lineage: Eukaryota; Metazoa; Mollusca; Cephalopoda; Sepiida; Sepiidae
Source: the annotation of a GenBank genome assembly